UCAAAAUCUAAAGUGCUGCAAAAACAGGCAGUCUUAGGGCAUCGCUUUUCUAUAACAACAUAAAAAGUCAGUCGUCUAAAACAAAAUGCUUUCAAAAUAAACAUAGCUUUCAAAACAAAGUGACGCACUGAAAAAGCCAAAAAUAAAACGUACCAAAUUUAUUUUUAUAAUUUCCUCAAAGAGUCUCGCAAGGGAAUCCGAAAUGGAUCGUGAGAAAGUGAAGGGCACAGUGGUGCAACCACAUCAACCGGGCAAGGUUCAAGUGAGGAACCCGUCGCUGAAUCUGGAGAACCAGUUGGUGGGCGGCAAGUACAGGGUAAUCAGACCCAUUGGAUCCGGCUCCUUCGGCGACAUCUAUCUGGGCUUGUCCAUUAAAGACGGCAUCGAGGUUGCCAUCAAGGUGGAGGCCACCGAUGCACAGUAUCCGCAGUUGAUGUACGAGGCCAAGGUGUACAAACAGCUGCGCCUCAAUCCUGGAUUCCCCAAGCUGCUGCACUUCGGCACCGAGAGGCGCUACAACGCCAUGGUCAUAGAGCUUCUGGGACCGUCGCUGGAGGAGCUCUUCAACCUAUGCAAGCGCCGUUUUUCCCUGAAGACCGUGAUGAUGCUAAUCGAUCAGCUCCUGCUGCGCCUCGAAGCCGUUCACGAGGCCGGGUUCAUCCAUCGAGAUGUCAAACCUGAUAACUUCCUGAUGGGACUCGGCCAUAACUCCACCCAACUGUACCUUAUUGACUUUGGUCUCUCCAAGCGGUACAAGGACAGCGAGACGCAUGAGCACAUCCCCUAUCGCAGGGAUCGCAAUCUCACGGGCACUGUGCGAUAUGCCUCAAUGAAUGCCCAGAUGGGCGUGGAGCAGUCCCGCCGGGAUGACAUGGAGUCCAUGGGCUACUGCAUCAUGUACUUCAAUAUGGGCAAGUUACCCUGGCAGGGUAUCACGGCCGCCAACAAGAAACAGAAGUACGAGAAGAUACUGGAGAAGAAGAGUGGCAUCUCGAUUGAGACUCUCUGCCGCGGACUACCCACCGAGUUUGCGCUGUAUAUGAAGUACGUUCGAAAUCUGCGCUUCAAGGAGCCCCCGGAUCACAAGUAUCUGCGCCAGCUGUUUCGCGUCUUAUACCGCUCCCUGAACCAUCAGUACGACUUCAUAUACGACUGGACGCGCCUCCAGGAGCAGCAGAAGGAGCGUCUGCGUCGUGACCGCGAGAAGGAAGGAGAGAAGAACCGUGAACGCUUUCAUGCCACCGACCGACAGCCGGACGUGGAGCGUGCUCGCAGGACUUCCACUCAGCAGGCGGAGCACACUUAUCGCCGCCAGUCCGCCAGAUAUGAACACGAUCGAACAAUUGGCGAUGGGUCCCUCAGCCGGCGAUAUAAGUAGUGCAGCGUUAUCAAAAUCAAUUCCUUUUUAAAGUUCAGUGGUUCCACGUUGGAACCACACUUUAGUGUUAACCAAACGGAUAUCUGUAUUUUGGGUUCCACCUGGUAACGGAGAAGGCAGUUCUUUUAAAAUUGCCUACAUUUUAUGGAUAAAUAGUACAUCAUUUAGAUCCUGAAUUAAAGCUUAUUUUAUAAUGUUGCGAAA
Drosophila kikkawai is the source of this 1582-nucleotide messenger RNA. Its product is annotated as casein kinase I. Gene Ontology annotation, cellular component: nucleus; cytoplasm. Gene Ontology annotation, molecular function: ATP binding; protein serine/threonine kinase activity. Gene Ontology annotation, biological process: signal transduction; peptidyl-serine phosphorylation; negative regulation of canonical Wnt signaling pathway. Lineage: Eukaryota; Metazoa; Arthropoda; Insecta; Diptera; Drosophilidae. The record is from RefSeq and is a predicted model, not a curated record.